CUAAGCCACGAAAAGCGGUAGGCUGUGGGUGGGCACGUGGUCGGGUGUGGGGUCGUGAGCGGGGCUAUAUACCGUGGGCACCAUGUGAAGAGGCAGACAUCUGCUACGUAUUUGAGUGUGUAUCCUACAACUGAUCUUCAUUUAGUGCAAAAUUAUGGGUGACUUCAAGAAGACAUUAGUCAAAGCUUAUCCAAGACAAGGGACAGGACUGACACCUGACAAUAUCUACUGGAAAAAUUUUCAGUUUCCAGUCACAAUACAGGAGUUUGGAUCAGCUGACUUUGUGGACUUCUCUGCAGAUGGUGAAUAUUUUGCAGUGACAGCUUCUGCUAAGGUUAAGAUUUAUAGCAGCGAUUCCAAUGAUGUGUCUAAGGGCCUCAGUAAGUUCUCAAAGACGGCCUUCGGCGGCAAGUUCAGGAAGGAUGGCCGUUUGCUGUGCGCGGGAAGCGAGGACACCAGCGUUAGGGUGUUCGACGUCAACAACAAGCAUCUGCUGCGACAGUUCAAGGGGCAUGACAGGCCGGUGCAUCGGUGCGCCUUCACGGGCGACGGCUUCCGCGUGGCCAGCUUCUCGGAUGACCGGAGCGUGGCGCUCUGGGACGUGGGCGGCGAGGCGCGCCUGCUGACGCUGAGCGGCCACACCGACUACGUGCGCGCCGGCACGUGCAGCCCGGCCGCGCCCGACACGCUCGUCUCUGGCGGCUACGACCACGCCGUGCGCGUGUGGGACGCGCGCGCCGCCGCCUGCACGGCCGUCAUGGAGCACGGCGCGCCGGUCGAGGCCGUGCUCGUCUUCCCCUCGGGCGGCCUGGUGGUGUCAGCAGGUGGCACAGAGGUACGCGUGUGGGACCUGGCGGCCGGCGGGCGCCUGCUCAGCCGACUCAGCCACCACAGCAAGACGGCCACCUGUCUGUCGCUGUGCUCGGACGGCCGCCGCCUGGCCUCCGGCUCGCUGGACCGGCGCGUCAAGCUGUUCGACACGGCCAGCUACCAGCUGGUUCACACGCUCGAGUACCCGUCGCCGGUGCUCAGUCUGGCGAUCGGGCUGGACGACAGCAAGAUCGUGGUAGGCAUGGCGGACGGCCUGGUCUCGAUCGAGGACCGGCGGCGGGAGGAGGCGCCGGCGGCGGCGGCGGCGGUGCCGGCCGGACGGCCGGGCCGGCGCGCGCUGCGGCACCGCCAGGACACCAUCAGCCAGCCGGCGCGCUCCGAGCAGGAGAGCGCGGCGGCCGCGGCACCGCUGCGUAUCCAGCUCGACAAGUACGACCUGCACCUGCGGCGCUUCGAGUUCUCGCGGGCGCUGGAUGCCGUGCUGGAGCGCGAGGUGGUGCGCCGCCAGCCGGAGCGGACGGUGGCCGUGCUGCAGGAGCUGAUGCGGCGCGGCGCGCUGCCGGCCGCCGUGGCCGGCCGCCAGGGCGCGAUCGUGGCGCGUGACAUUGGGGAGCGGAUCACAGUGUCACGUCAUUUCGUCGUCUGGCUCGCCUCGCUCCUGCUGCUUUAG
Pollicipes pollicipes is the source of this 1501-nucleotide messenger RNA. RefSeq names its product U3 small nucleolar RNA-associated protein 15 homolog. Gene Ontology annotation, biological process: rRNA processing; positive regulation of transcription by RNA polymerase I. The record is from RefSeq and is a predicted model, not a curated record. The coding region runs from base 155 to 1501 and encodes 448 amino acids. The transcript has 9 exons. Gene Ontology annotation, molecular function: protein binding. NCBI's taxonomy places the organism in Eukaryota, Metazoa, Arthropoda, Thecostraca, Pollicipedomorpha, Pollicipedidae. Gene Ontology annotation, cellular component: nucleolus.